UUCUACUUCGUUUAAAAUGGGUUUAAUUAUAUACGCAGUUGUUGUAAUACUUUUCGUUUGGAUUAUACAUCGUUGGAAUUCCCGAGCCUUUGUGAGACUAGCUUAUAAAGUACCCUCUAAUAAAUGGAAUACAUUUUUGGCUUGGGGUAAAAUCAUAAAGAGAAAAGAUAUUCUAUCAUACAUCUAUGAAACUGCCAACAAAUUAGGUUCAAAUUGUGUAAUUUGGGUAGGACCUUGGUCGAUCUUUGUAUCAGCUGAACCUCAACUAAUAAAGGAUAUUCUCAUGUCCAAAAACUGUAUAAAUAAACCAGACGCUGGUUAUAAAGGCUUUUCUUCUGUAUUCGGUGAAAGUUUAAUAUCCGAAAGUGAACCUAAUUGGAGUCGUCAUCGUAAAGUAUUGAAUAAAGCAUUUUCAGCGAAAACUUUGAAUUCAUUCUUUCCAAUCUUUCAUAAAGAGAUUAACAAAGUUAUAGCACAAAUUCAGAGAAGUAUAGAAAAGUCAGAGGACAUUGAUAUGUUGAACAUAUUUCGGGAAUUUACCUUGAAAAAUUCAACAAAAACAACACUUAAAAGAAAUUUAGAGCAAACUGAAUUUAACUCGAUUGUUAUGUCAAAACAUGUUCAAGGAAUUCUAGACUUUGCAGCUGAAGCUUGUGCUAGUCCAAUUUUGUGCAUUAAAUGGAUAUGCAAACUGGCGGAAAUCUCUAUAUAUAAAAAAGCCGGUCAAGAAAAAAUCGUUGAAAACAUCUUUCCAAAGGCUUUUGAAACCACAUCUACUGCAUUAUAUUUGGUAAUUACGUUACUGGCCAUGCAUCCGCAGUAUCAGGAACGUGUUUUUGAAGAAGUUAUAAGUAUAUUACCAUCUGAUGACCACGAAAUUACAUUGGACAUAAUGGAUCAAUUGACCUAUUUAGACAUGGUUAUAAAUGAAACAUUGCGAGUUUUACCCGUAGUACCGACGGCGUUUCGAAAAGUUUCAAAUGAAGAUCUCACUCUAAGCAAUGGUUUGACAUUACCGGUUGGCCAAUUUAUUUGUAUUGACAUCUUUCGUCUGCAUCGUAGUAAAGAUCUUUAUGGUCCCCAUGCACAUAUGUUCAAUCCCGAUAAUUUUCUACCUUCAAAUGUUGCCGCAAGACAUCCAUUCUCGUUUAUACCUUUCACAAAAGGUCAAAGGUUUUGUAUUGGUUGGAGAUAUGCUGAAAUAUUUCUAAAAAUUUCUGCAAAACUUAUAAAAACGUUCAAAUUUACAACAGAUUUUAAGUAUGAAGAUUUAAUUCCCGAAAAUCACAUUUCACUAAAAUUGGUGGAAGAACCACGUCUUCAUAUAGAAAAACGAGAAGUUCGAGAAUUGUAAAACAAUGAGGAAAAGG
Lucilia sericata (common green bottle fly) is the source of this 1370-nucleotide messenger RNA. Its product is annotated as probable cytochrome P450 313a4. The record is from RefSeq and is a predicted model, not a curated record. NCBI's taxonomy places the organism in Eukaryota, Metazoa, Arthropoda, Insecta, Diptera, Calliphoridae. Gene Ontology annotation, molecular function: monooxygenase activity; oxidoreductase activity, acting on paired donors, with incorporation or reduction of molecular oxygen; heme binding.